Monoraphidium neglectum is the source of this 1710-nucleotide messenger RNA. RefSeq names its product Alpha-1,2 glucosyltransferase ALG10. Bases 1 to 1710 code for a protein of 569 amino acids. Gene Ontology annotation, molecular function: dolichyl pyrophosphate Glc2Man9GlcNAc2 alpha-1,2-glucosyltransferase activity. Lineage: Eukaryota; Viridiplantae; Chlorophyta; Chlorophyceae; Sphaeropleales; Selenastraceae. Gene Ontology annotation, cellular component: endoplasmic reticulum. Gene Ontology annotation, biological process: dolichol-linked oligosaccharide biosynthetic process; protein N-linked glycosylation. The transcript is spliced from 3 exons. The record is from RefSeq and is a predicted model, not a curated record.
AUGUCAGCUGCUUGGAGUGUGACGGUGCUGUCGCUGCUGCUGGCUGUGGUCGCCGUUGUCAACAAGCUUGCGCCCGAGGCAUAUAUGGACGAGCCAUUCCAUGUUCCUGCCACGCAACGCUACUGCGCGGGCGACUUUACCACGUGGGACCCCAAGAUCACCACCUUCCCGGGGCUGUACGUCGUCGGCGCCGCCUAUGCAUGGCUGGCGCGCGGGCUGGCAGGCUGGGCGGGCAUAAGGAUGGAAGUAGCCUGCUCCACGGCCUACCUGCGCAGCCUCAACGCCAUCCUCGCGCUCGCCUGCCUGCAGCUGGCGCACGCGGUCAGCUACGAGCUGCAGCGACGCUGCUGGGGACGCACGGCUGUCGGGCGGCGGCGGCAGCGGUUGCAGGACGAGGUGCAACAAGGCGGCCAGCAGCACAACAACCAGCAGCACGCCGCCCACCACCAGCAGCAGCAGCAGCAGCAGCAACAGCAGCAGCAGCAGAGGGGGGCGCAACAGCCGAGCAACGCUGACGAGGUGGCCAUGCGGCGGAGCGCGCUGGUGCUCGCACUGGUGGUGUCGCUGCUUCCCACGCACGCAUUCUUUGCCUUCCUGUACUACACAGACGUGGCCUCAAUGGCCGCACUGCUGCUGACGCAGCUGCUGCUGCUGCGCGGCAUGGUGCGCGGCGGUGCGUUGGCUGCAGCAGUCGCAGUGGGCAUGCGGCAGACCAACGCUGUGUGGGUGACGCUUAUGAUUGGGGGUGCUGUGCUUGAAGACCUUCUGGAGGGGGAUGGGCAGGGGCAGGGGGGUGCACAGCAGCAGCAGCAGCAGCAGCAGCAGGGCGGACAGACUGCCGCCAAGGAGGGAUACUACGGCGGCGAAGCCAUUGGCGGAGGUGCAGCGGACGCGACACCACAGGAUUUGUCCUUGAUAGAGGAGCUCUCGGCCGCACUGCCACGCACAUGGCGUUUCCGGCAGCAGCUUCUGGAGCGGUAUGGCCCACUGCUGCUCGUGCCGGCCGCGUUUGCUGCGUUCGUGGUGUGGAAUGGUGGCGUCACAGUGGGGGACAGGGAGGCGCAUGCGCCGGUCAAGCACUUGGCGCAGCCCCUGUACUUCGGUCUGUUUGCCCUCGCCGCUGCCGGCCCGCUGCUGCUUGCGCCGGCCGCUGGCGGCGGUGCACCUGCGCUGCUGGCGGCCGUGCGGCGGCGGCCAGUGCUUGAGGCAGCGGGAACGCUCGUUGCAGUGGCCGCUGCGGCGCUCGCCGUUCGCCGGGGCACGCUGGCGCACCCCUACCUGCUGGCGGACAACCGUCACUACACCUUCUACCUCUGGCGCCGCGUCAUGGCCCGCCACUGGGCUGCGCGCUACGCCCUUAUACCCGCCGAGCUGCUGGGCUGGCGCCUGCUGCUGGGCGGCCUGGCCGCGCGGCAGCGGCGGCUGUGGUGCGCAGCGUACGCUGCCGCGGUGGUUGUGACGCUAUUGCCGGCCUGGCUGGUGGAACCGCGCUACUUCACGCCCGGCCUGGUGCUGGGGCUGCUGCACCUCUGGUCGCCAGGCACUGCGGCAGCAGCUGGAGGUGGGGCGCGGGCGGCAGCACGCUGGAAUGCGUGCGCUCUGCUAGCGACGGGGUUAGGGUAUGCGGCUGUGAAUGCAGCGGUCCUGUACAUGUUCCUGGCGCGGCCGUUCUCUUGGCCAGACGGCAGCGUAGCGCGAUUCAUGUGGUAG